UUGAUCUUUCAUUGUGUAAGUCCUACAGUGCGAGGAAAGAUGGAUACGUGUUGACGUCGCGCAGUUCCGGCGAAUUUUUAGAAGGGAACAGACUAAUAUUUCAUCAAAAUGAACACCAAAGGACCAAUAUUACCUCUUCAACAGAGGUAUUCUAACGGUGUCCCGUUGGGAUAUACCCGCUCAGGACUAAGAGCAUCAGAACGAUACGUAGUUUAUCUACUUUUUCUUGUUUUUAUGAGUGUGUGUUACAGUGCAGUGUUUCUUGUGCCGGAGCUUCGGGGACGUGUCAACUCGUUCGUGGACUCGCCCGAGCAGCUAUUCAAGCCGGGUGGCAAAGAAGACACAUUUCCCGGUCAUCUGCAUUUAGAUGCUGGAAACGAGGAUGUACAUUUAGAACAAGAUAGGAAAAGAAUAGAGCUACAAAUUGCCCAAGAUAGGGCGCUGCAGCAAGCAAGAGGGGCCUUAAAUCAUGAAGGAAAUGAUGGAGGAGCAGACGAAAAUAUGGAUCAACAUCAAAUUGAUAGUAUUAAAAAAGAUAUUAAUGAAGACAAGGUGAAAUUUUUAGAGCAGCAGAAAAAGCAAGUUGAGGAAGAUCUUCAAGCUGCGAGGAAAAGUGGAAAAGAUGCUUUAGCUGCAAAAGGAUAUUUUGAGAGAACAGAUGGUGAUCCAAAUGAUAUGGAUGUUAAAAGCAAACGCGAUCAUAUACGAGAGAUGAUGUUACAUGCCUGGAAUGGCUAUGUAAAGUAUGCAUGGGGUGCCAAUGAACUUAAGCCUAUUGCCAAGACGGGUCAUUCAGCAAGCAUCUUCGGGCGUUCCGCCAUGGGCGCCACCAUCAUUGAUGGUAUCGAUACGCUCUUCAUCAUGGGUUUGAGGGACGAGUACCAGAAAGCAAGGAAUUGGAUUGCCAAUGAAUUCAAAUUUGAUGCAACAAGCGAUGUAUCUGUAUUUGAAACCAAUAUUCGAUUCGUUGGAGGAUUAUUAUCUAUCUACGCUCUCACACACGAUGAGGUAUACAAAGAGAAAGCUAUUCAGAUCGCGGAUAAACUAUUACCUGCCUUUAACACACCAACAGGAAUACCAUUUGGACUUGUCAACCUAAAAACGGGGAGUGCAAGAAAUUGGGGAUGGGCAUCUGGAGGCUCUUCUAUUCUCUCAGAAUUUGGUUCCCUCCACCUGGAAUUUAUUUAUCUUUCUGAGAUCAGUGGAGAUCCCAAAUACAAGCAAAAGGUUGACAGGAUUCGAGAAGUGUUGAAGGAUGUUAAGAGAUCUGAUGGCCUCUAUCCGAAUUUCCUCAACCCAAAGACUGGAAAAUGGGGACAGAUGCACGUUUCUCUGGGUGCCCUGGGUGAUAGCUUCUACGAAUACCUUCUCAAAUCUUACAUUAUGUCGGGAGGGAAAGACGAAGAAGGAAAACAGAUGUACUUCAGUGCGCUUGAGGCAAUGGAGAAUCAUCAAAUGAAGCAAAAAUCUGGAGGUGGUCUUACAUACUUUGGAGACAUCCGUGCCAGCCGAGUCGACAAGAAGAUGGAUCAUCUAUCAUGCUUCUCUGGUGGAAUGUUUGCUCUGGGUAGCAAGUUCAGUGAGAGCAAGAGGGACCACUAUCUGGAGAUGGGAAAAGAGAUUACCAAGACCUGCCACAAAUCAUAUGAUAAUACAGCGACCAAGCUCGGACCGGAAGCCUUUAGAUUUGAAGGGAGGGCGGAGGCGGUUGCCAUGAGACAGAAUGAGAAGUACUACAUUCUUCGUCCAGAAACUAUAGAGUCUUACUUCGUACUCUUCAGACUCACCAAAGAUCCCCUCUAUAGGCAGUGGGGAUGGGAAGCUGCACAGGCCUUAGAAGCACACUGCAGAGUGGGAGACGGGUAUUCAGGCAUCAAGGAUGUCUACGCUACCAACGUGGCCCACGAUGACGUCCAACAGAGCUUCUUCCUGGCAGAGACUCUCAAAUACCUCUACCUUUUAUUCUCAGAUGAUGAGUUUAUGUCAUUAAACGAUUGGGUUUUAAAUACGGAAGCACAUCCUUUACCUGUGGCUAAGUCAUAGUACACACAGGGACAAACACUUCUCACCUCGAGAACAAAUAGAAACUCUAAAACGGGGAUCUGAUGGCAUUGUAGCAGACAUCCAUCAGGAGGGUGUCACAUUGACGUUGGCCGUCCAGCAAGUUGUCAGAUCUAACAACUUCUUCUUGGUUUUAUUUGGCUGAGAAGGACAAUUCUCUGAUUGUUACUAUGGUAACUGUUGGAUAAUGACAAUUUGUCAGUGCUGACAACUUACAAGAGACAGCCCCCAGCAUUAGGACGCACUUCUAGCGUUGGACGACAUCAUCGGAAACAUCAUGAAGUGUGUUCUUGCAUCACAUGGAAGGAGGCGAUCCUUUCAUACACAGUCGAUGUGGAAGACAGAAGACCCAGUUCACAUCCAGAGAUUAAUCUACGACUUUGUCAUCACAGAGAUGGAUGAUUUCUGUGUCUGUGCUGAGUAUAUUGAAGUGACUGCCAUAACAUUGGACCAGGUGAAUCUUCAAUCCCAUUCCCAUUCAAAGAAUACUUGCCGAAUGUGAAUCUUCAUUUAUGUCAAAAGAAUUUAACUUCCUUUUUCCUACUUCGGCUAUCAUUGAAAGAGAGGUUAAGUCUAGUAAAAGAUUCUUGUAUUAGCUAGAAAAUAGCAAAACAGAGACGAAGCCAACGUUCAGGGAAGUUCUUUGCUCAUCUAGAUGAAUGAUAAAAAAAAUUGACUCCAUGUUAAACUCUAUCUUGAUCAUUUAAAUCCUGGUUGUAUACAAGCACAUGUGAAAUCAAUUAGAGUCACUUUUGCCUGCAGAGAUUAUGAGAUGCUCAAAGGUGUCACCCUGAAUGGUUGGUGUCCAACUGCCCUGACAUAGGUGACAUCGACCGUCAGCAAAAUUGACCAUCAUGGUCUAUACAUAGCACACAUAAAAAAUGCACCAAAAUUUGCAGGAAAUCAUAAGUGAAAUGUUACAUGAUGAUCUUCCCUUUCCUUAUAUUAUUUUUUCUAACAUUUGUUGAAAUUCCAAGUCUUGUUUGAUUUCCAUUUUCAGUAGUUAUUUUUAACUCACAUCAUUGAAAUUGUUCUGUAAAUGUUAUGACAACCAUACUGAUAACAUACAAUACACCAUGAAUAAAUUAAAUAGAAAGAGGAGUAUGAUAAACCAUUUAAAUCAUAUAUAACAAUGCAAUGAUACACAGCAGCACUAGGGUAUAUUGAUAGGGAGCAAAACCACUUAGAAGGUGAAGUCAUUUUUAUUCUCGGGAAGAAGAGGGGUAAUAUAGAGUAACACAACUCAAUUUUUAUAUAUUUCUUCCUUCCUCUUUUCUUCCUUUUUUCUAUCUUUUUUUCUCUAUUUUUUUUCUUCUUGAAAAAAAUCAGUUACAACUGUUAUAAUAUCAAUGAAGCAAGCAAUGACUCAAAUUAUUUUCAAAACAAAAGUUCAUGUAGAAAGCAAGUAUAGUCAUUCUAUUUUUGUAUCUUCUAGUAGUCUUGGGAAAUUAUGGGUCAACUAUAAACAAAGUGAAUCCGUUUUAGAUUGUAUGAAACGGGUAAAGAUGGAGGUAUUGAAACAGAAAUAAAAAUUUGAAUUUUUUUUAAUGUAAUGUGGGUUGAGAUGGUAAUAUGAUGGGGUUAUGGAGAUACUGAAAAAAAAUAAUAAAGAGAGAAAUCUGUGAGAAGUGGGUGCAUCUGUGUGAGGAAAAAUAGGAAGGGCAAAUGUGUGUAGUAAUAGAAUGAUAAUGAGCUGUUCAUUAUGCCUGUUCUUGCUUCUUGACAUUGCUGAUUUAUUCAAAUAGGGGGGUGUGUCACAAAGAUUUAUUUAUGAAUUAAGUUCUUAAAUGCUGACGUGUCUUGAUAUGCAAGGCGAGAUCUUAUUGAUGGAUACGCAGUAGUGUGCGUCCUCGUGACAUGAUCUGACCAAUGCGGUCUAGCCUAUCAUACCGUAAGCAACUCAGUAAUGAAGUGCGACUCUCAGUCAUAUUUAAAUCUUUGUGAAACACCCCAGGUCUAUUUUCAUUAUUAGGUAAAUUAGGAAUGUGUUCUUUGGACACUUUUAAUCCUAGGAAGAUGGUUUUCUGAGGCAGUUAGUUCAAGCCAUGGUUAACUUCAAAUGAUUAUCUAAUGGUACUAACAGUAAAUGUUUAUUCGAAACCAGGGAUGCCACUUUUCAGUCUUAAGUCAAUUCAGACAUUUUCGACAUAUUUUCAGCUAUAGAGACAUAUUUUCAGCUAGAGAAAACACCGUUUUCAUGUAGGAAAUGGGUCAUUCUAGAUGAUUUUCACACUUUUUAUUCAAUUCUUAGUAGCUUCCCUUAUCAAUAACUCAACUUUCAGUCUAACUUCCCUUUGUGACAUGGACUGAGCCAUGCUAUUGAUGCCAAUUAGAUCACACAAAAUAAAUUACUUAAUGGAACAUUAAAAUUUUCCACAAACUAUGGUCCAUUAGGAACCAUUUAUGUUUAAAAAAAUAGUUAUAUUUUCUUAUUUCCUUGAAUUUCAUAUUUAACUUAUGCUGUUUAUUUUAUGUUUUUGUACAUGGUAUAGGGCCUAUGCUUUGGUUUAUUUGUAGCUUAUAGAAGGGGGACAUUUUAUUUUUAACUUUGGACAUCAUAUGGGUAUAUAUGUGGUUCAUAUGUAUGGUUGGUUUACAAAAAGAUAUUAAGGGGAUCAAUUUUUUUAUUUCAAGCAAAAAAAUGUGAAUGAAAUUAUCAUGUUCUUAAUCUGAAAAAUGAGACGUAAAGACUAGAUUCAUUUUAUAGAAAUUGUUUUUAUUAGUGAUAGAUAGUUAAUGGCAGCUCUGCUUUU
Molecule: messenger RNA, 4814 nt
Organism: Lytechinus variegatus (green sea urchin)
Lineage: Eukaryota; Metazoa; Echinodermata; Echinoidea; Temnopleuroida; Toxopneustidae
Product: mannosyl-oligosaccharide 1,2-alpha-mannosidase IA-like
Exons: 10
Coding region: 109-2043 (644 amino acids)
Biological process (GO): N-glycan processing; carbohydrate metabolic process
Cellular component (GO): Golgi membrane; endoplasmic reticulum
Molecular function (GO): mannosyl-oligosaccharide 1,2-alpha-mannosidase activity; calcium ion binding
Source: RefSeq, a predicted model, not a curated record